GCCUUAUUCUUGGCCUGUUCUUCACCAUGGAUGCUGAAGUGGUAGUUUCUCUUCUCUCACAGAAACUGCAAAAUCUUCUCCAUGAUGAAGAGAUAGCCAUGACCCCAAAGGUGAAAGAUCAAGUUCAGAGAACCACCCACCAGCUCAACUUGAUCAGGCAGUUGCUGAAAGAAGCAGAUCAGAAGAGUCGAGCAUUAACUGUUGAAAUCAACAGCCGUAAGUGGACAACUCGUCUCUUGCGGGCUCUCUACUCUCUGGAUGAUGCCAUUGACAACUUUCUCGUCAGGAAAGCAUUGCAGAGUCGGAAGCCUUUCACUUCUUUCUGUAACGGAGUUGUCUUCAAAAAAGAGAUGAAACUAUUCAUUUCCAGGACUGGAGACUUAAUAAAAAAUAAGCAACCAUUGGAUAUUCAAGAUGUUACUGACAACAAUAUCCCAGGCCCGAGCCAACACCAACGUUGGGCAAGAAUAUCUGAUUUUUGUUUCGACGGUGAAAGUCACGUGGUUGGCCUUGAGGAACAAGUAAAGAAUUUGGUUGCUCUUGUAGUCCAGGGGGCAGAGCAAGGGAACCAACCAGCAGUUGUUUCGAUGGUUGGAGAGGGAGGAUCAGGCAAAACAGCCAUAGCAAGAAUCGUAUACAACAGAGUGGAUAUUAAGCGGCAUUUCACUAGCCGUGCAUGGGUUCAUGUUACGAAAGAGUUCAAAGUGAGAGAUGUAUUGGUUGACAUGAUUACCCAGCUUGAUGAAAAGAUUGCGAAAGAGCCAUUACUGGAGGACGAAUUAAAGUGGAGGCUCCCUAAACUUCUAGGACAAGGAAGAUAUCUAAUUGUUGUUGACGAUGUCGAUGCUCCUGAAUUUUGGGAAGCAAUCAAGGAGGUCUUUCCACCCUCUUCCCACGGUGGUGUGGUGAUUGUAACUACCCGAAAGGCGGGCCUAGCAGUGCCAGCUGGUUCAACUCUACAGGUACGUCCAUUGAAUGAUGAAGAAAGCUGGGCUUUGUUCUUAAAGAAGCUAGACAUAACUGAAGAUAGAUUACAUAAUUCUCAGUUAAUGAAAUUCAAGGGGCAAAUCUUGAAAUUAUGUGGUGGUUUACCUCUAGCAAUUGUCUUAAUGGGUGGUUUGUUGUCUGCUAAAGAAUUAACAGAUAGCGAAUGGUCAAGAGUGAUCGAGCAUGUGAAUGCUAUAGAAGGUAUCUUGGCCUUAAGCUAUCAUGAAUUGCCUUCUUACUUGAAGCCCUGCUUUCUUUACAUGGGACUCUUUCCGAAAGCGAUUGAAAUCCCCAUAAGGAGGUUGAUUCAUCUGUGGGUAGCUGAGGGUUUUGUCACAUCCUUGUCUGACGGUGAUAUGGUUGAGGAGGAUCUGGCAGAAAUGUAUUUUGAGGAACUAGUUUGUAGAAAAAUGAUUGAAGUGGUAAGAUGGAGGUUAGAUGGGAGCCCCAAAACAUGUCGUUUGCCAAGCCUUGUCCAUGAUGUCUUCUCCUUAAAAGCAAGGGAUAUUGGAUUUCUUCAGAUCCACAGUACGUCAUUUUCAGCUAACACAUCGCAAUUACCAGUCCGGAGACUUGCAACAUAUUCAAACAUCCCUUUUUCAAAACUACACGUAAGCCAUUUACGUUCUUAUGUAUCUUUUAACACUUUAAAAGGAGGUAUCCCUGCUGGAAAUUCAAGCAUGUUUCUGGAUAAGAUUAUGAGUACGGGAAACCUUGGAGUGUUUAGGGUGCUUGAUCUUGAGAGUGUCUACAAACCUGAGCUUCCCAAGGCAAUGGGCACUCUCUUGAACUUAAGGUACCUAGGCUUAAGAUCCACUGUUAUUAAUUCACUUCCAAUCUCCAUCGGCGUUUUGCAAUGCCUGGAGACUUUGGAUGUGAAGCACACCAACAUAACCACUUUGCCUGAUUCUUUUUGGAAGAUUAGGAGCCUGCGCCAUCUCUAUCUGAAUGGAAUUUGUCUCGAUUCUUUGGACGUGCUCUCAGCGGAGACCUUGAAUAAGCUUCAAAGCUUAUGUGGGUUGUCUAUUAGCACCGAAUCUUUGGUUGCAGAGACCUUGAGCAAGUGUAAAUGCCUCAGAAAGUUGCAGUUGACAUUCUAUAUCCCAUCAAGUAUAAAAAUUGAUUGGACAUCUCAACUGAACAAACUUCACUCUCUAAGGAUAAGAUCAAUAAGAGAGUCUGGUGAGAGUGCAUCCAUCAAGUUCACGAGCUUCAAGGAGCAGCACAACCUGGUCAACUUGUAUUUGUUUGGAUCGUUACUAAGACCAUUCAAAUCCACAAUAUUUCCUCCAAACCUGAAAAGCCUCACUUUAUCAAAGACGGGACUGGGCAAAGACCCAAUGCUAGAGCUAGGAAAGCUGCCUCAGUUAAAUACACUUAGGCUUUUCAAUUUUUCCUACGUAGGGGAAGAAAUGACUUGUGCCUCUGGAGCAUUUCCUCAACUCCAUGUCUUGAAACUGUGGCAACUGGACCAUUUUAGUAAGUGGCUUGUGGAAGAAGGAGCCUUGCCUAGUCUCAGAGAAUUAGAAAUUAGGGACUGUAGAAGUCUCAAAACGCUGGAUGCAUUUUACCAGCUGUCCAGCUUGAGGGAAUUGAUACUUACUAAUAUGCCACCAGAUUUUGCAGACUAUGUUAGAGGUAUCAAGAGCCCCGGCAGCGCUGUUUUUAUCAAAGAAAAUCACUGGGAACCUUCUCCUCCGAUGAUGUAGGAAUGAGAUCCUGGAGGCAAGAGUCAGGACAGAGUAUAUGCCCUUCCCGCGAGAAAGACCGUCACUCUAGGGAAAUCAUAUUCUGCAUCAAUUUCAUAUUUUCUGAAAUGUUACUUUUUAAAAGUUGUGUAGUAAAUCUACUUGCUCUAUUUCGUUGAGACUGGAUUUCUGAAGCAACACAACAAAGGCCUCAAUAACCUCAUGCUUCAUUCACUUGUAUUUCUGCUAUGUUAAAACUUUGCAGCAAUUACGGGAAUAAUUUUUUU
This is a messenger RNA of Theobroma cacao (cacao), 2962 nucleotides long. Its product is annotated as putative disease resistance protein At1g58390. Lineage: Eukaryota; Viridiplantae; Streptophyta; Magnoliopsida; Malvales; Malvaceae. The record is from RefSeq and is a predicted model, not a curated record. Gene Ontology annotation, molecular function: ADP binding. Gene Ontology annotation, biological process: defense response to other organism.